AUGGCUCACCAAGAUGAACAUGAUCGAGGAACCAAAAGAUUUCACUACCCACUCGACCCAAACAGCUACCAAAUCCUCGAUCAAAUCGGCAGAGGAUGCAGUGCCAUAGUCUAUAAAGCCCUAUGCACCACCACCUCCGCCAUUGUUGCUAUCAAAUCCAUCGACCUCGAUCGAACAACCACCGAUGAUUUCGAUAAUGUCCGCCGUGAAGCGAAAACAAUGUCCCUUCUAUCUCACCCUAAUGUUUUGAAAGCUCACUGCUCCUUCACCGUCGGCCGCCGUCUCUGGGUUGUGAUGCCUUUCAUGUCAGCAGGCUCUCUUCAGUCCAUCAUGGCUUCCUCUUUCCCUAAUGGCAUUUCUGAGCCUUGUAUCUCAAUAAUACUCAAAGAAGCUCUAAUGGGUCUUUGUUAUCUUCAUGAUCAAGGCCAUCUUCAUAGAGACAUCAAGGCUGGGAACAUUUUAAUGGACUCAAGUGGGUCAAUUAAGCUAGCGGAUUUUGGUGUUUCAGCAUCCGUUUACGAAUCGAGCUCUCGUUAUCUUAUGCUUAACGAAAUCACUGGAACGCCUUACUGGAUGGCACCUGAAGUUAUACAUUCAUACAACGGCUAUAGCUACAAAGCUGAUAUAUGGUCAUUUGGGAUCACUGCACUUGAAUUAGCACACGGGAGGCCUCCACUUUCGCACCUUCCGUUCUCCGAAUCUUUGGUAAUGAAGAUCACCAAAGGCUUACGGUUUUCUGACUACCAGAAAGACGAAGAAAAAGGUCAUAAGAACCCAAAGUUUUCAAAGUAUUUCAAGGACAUGGUGGGACUGUGCUUGGAUCAAGAUCCCUUGAGGCGGCCGACAGCGGAAAAGCUAUUGAAGCAUUAUUUCUUCAAGAACUGUAAAGGGUGCGAUUUUCUGGUGAAGAAUGUUCUUCGUGGAUUGCCUUCGGUGGAACUAAGAUUCAAUGAAGCUAAGCUUCUUCAAAGGGUUGGAUCAAUGAGUAAAUUAGGUCAACAUGAAAUGGAAGAAGAUGAGAAUGAAGAAGAGUUUUUGAUUGGGAGUAACAUGACGAAACACAGAAGGAUUAGUGGAUGGAACUUCAAUGUGGAUGCUUGUGAGCUGGAUCCUGUGUUUCCUCUUGUAGAUACAAGUCCUCAAGAUGAUUUUGUGAAACAAAUUCCAUCUGGGGGUGAAACCAUGAUUUCGGAAAAGAUGGAGGAGUUGGAUGUAAAUAAAGCAAGUUCACCAAGUGUUGAUGGUGAUGGAGAGGUUGAUAAAGGUGGUGGUGUUGAUAGGGAAGUUGUGGUGGGAAGUUUGAUGGCAUUGAAGAAAAGUUUGGAUGAUCAAAGAGAGAAGGUGGUGUACAUGCUUGCAAUGGCAGGAGCUGAAGAAACAGCUGUAGGAGAUGGUGAAGCUGAAAAUGGCAACAGAGAAGAGCAGUUAAUGCAAGUGAUUCAGAAGCUAAGAUCUGAUUUGGAGAAUGAGAAGAGAAAGAGGACAAGCAUGGAAAUGGAGUUGGAGGUUUUCAAGUUGCACAUCACAAAUACCUAAGGUUUUACACCUCCUUAAACACGGAAAAUCGUGUGAGAACAAGAGUUAAAAGUAAAAAACAUAACAAGGGGAUCAAGUUAAUCUCAAACCCAC
Molecule: messenger RNA, 1629 nt
Organism: Cynara cardunculus var. scolymus (artichoke)
Lineage: Eukaryota; Viridiplantae; Streptophyta; Magnoliopsida; Asterales; Asteraceae
Product: serine/threonine-protein kinase BLUS1
Exons: 1
Coding region: 1-1536 (511 amino acids)
Biological process (GO): protein phosphorylation
Molecular function (GO): ATP binding; protein serine/threonine kinase activator activity; protein kinase activity
Source: RefSeq, a predicted model, not a curated record